AGCUCUAUUGCAUUGGAAGCACCAAAUUGUAAAACUACUAAAAGAAAAAAUCAAUACACUCGUUACAACCGUCGUCUCUCUUCUCUUCUUUUUUCUUUUGGCUGCUGCUGUUAUCGCUCGAUUCAUCCGCUUGUCGUGACUCCCACUCACCUCACGAGGUGAACGUUGUGGAACGGAGAAGACGUACACAGGCACCGGCACGUACUUCGCUGGUUUGCUUUCUUUAUUCAUUUUCUUUGUCUUCAUCCUAGUAAUGCCGCGGCGUAAGAUCAUCAUCGACACGGACUGCGGCGGCGAUGACGCCAUCGGCAUCAUGGCAGCGCUGGCUGACCCGAACACGGACAUCAUCGCCAUCACCGCCGUCUGGGGCAACGUGAAGCCGGACCAGGGGAUGGAGAACCUGGGCAAGAUACUCGACGUGUUUGAGCGCGACAUCCCCUUCUUCAAAGGCGCGGAGGCACCCCUCGUGGUGGACUGCGAGACGGUGCAGUGGGGAGGCUUCGGCAAGGACGGCUUCGGCGACGCGGACUUCCCGCCCUCCACUCGCGUGGCGCAGCAACGCACGACGCACGCCGCACUGGCGAUCGUGGAUUUUCUGCGGGAGGCCAAGCCCGACGAGGACACCGUUUAUCAGCUUGUCUGUCUCGGUCCGCUGACGAACGUGGCGCUGGCGAUGCGCAUUGCCCCAGAGGUCUUUGACGUGCUGGGCAGCGAGACGGAGCCCGCCAUCACGAUUAUGGGUGGUGCCAGCGAGGCGAAGGGCAAUUCGAACAUGACGGCGGAGUUUAACGUCCACUGCGACCCCGAGGCGGCCUUUGUGGUGUUCAACCAGCGGCAUAUGCGCCCCGUGCGUCUCGUGACGUGGGAGGUCACGGUGGACUGUCCCAUGACGUGGAUCUUCUACGACGGGUGGGUGGGUCGCCAGCCAGACGGGGGGAAGGAGCAAAACAAAAUUCAAGUCUUUAUCGAAAAAGUCUUUCAGCGAUUGGAGGCGUUUACGCGACCGCACGCAGACGGCACGAAGGCGGACACCGGUGACGCCGAGGCGACUCAAGAUUACACCUGUGUUAUCCCGGAUGCCGUGGCGAUGGUCACUGCUCUGCACCCUGAUAGCGUGAAGGACCGCUUUGUCACCUACUGCUGCGUGGAGAUGCACGGCUCCAACACACGUGGGCAGACCUGCCUGGACUGGUACGGCACGGAGCAAUCCAUGGCCAAGCGCGGGCGCUGGCGCAACUGCGAGCUCAUCACCGGCGUCGACAACACGAAGUUUCUGGACGUGAUGAAGGACAUCAUCGCAUAUAAACCUAAAUGA
Messenger RNA from Leptomonas pyrrhocoris, 1315 nucleotides. Its product is annotated as Nonspecific nucleoside hydrolasenucleoside hydrolase-like protein. Lineage: Eukaryota; Euglenozoa; Kinetoplastea; Trypanosomatida; Trypanosomatidae. The record is from RefSeq and is a predicted model, not a curated record. Gene Ontology annotation, molecular function: hydrolase activity, hydrolyzing N-glycosyl compounds. The transcript has a single exon. Bases 254 to 1315 code for a protein of 353 amino acids.